CCUUGGCCGCGCGGGCCUGCGCCGUACGGCGAGGAAGGCCCCCGUUGUUGUGAGGGAAGCCGGGCGCUGGGCUCCGCAGCCGGUGGCGAUGCCGCUGUACGAGGGCCUGGGGAGCGGCGGGGAGAAGACGGCGGUGGUGAUGGACCUGGGGGAAUCCUUCACCAAAUGUGGUUUUGCAGGAGAAACAGGACCAAGAUGCAUUAUUCCUAGUGAAAUAAAGAAACCUGACAUUCCUAAGCCUAUCAAAGUCGUUCAGUAUAAUAUUAACACAGAAGAGCUGUAUUCAUAUCUGAAGGAAUUUAUUCACAUGCUGUAUUUCAGACAUCUACUGGUGAAUCCCAGAGACCGCCGUGUUGUAAUAGUGGAAUCUGUACUAUGCCCCUCACAUUUCCGAGAGACACUCACUAGAGUUCUUUUCAAGUAUUUUGAGGUUCCUUCCGUGUUGUUUGCCCCAAGUCACCUGAUGUCUCUUUUGACACUUGGAAUUAAUUCUGCCAUGGUUUUAGACUGUGGCUAUGCAGAAAGUCUGGUGCUGCCUAUAUAUGAGGGGAUCCCAAUUUUGAGUUGCUGGGGUGCUCUUCCCCUAGGAGGAAAGGCAAUUCACAAAGAGUUGGCGAAUCAGUUGUUGGAGCAAUGCGCUGUUGACACAGGAGUAGCUAAAGGACAAAGACUCCCAUCAGUUAUGGGUUCAGUUCCAGAAGACAUUGUAGAGGAUAUAAAAGUCCGCACUUGUUUUGUGAGUGAUCUCCAACGUGGGCUGAAAAUCCAGGCAGCAAAGUUCAACGUGGAUGGCAGUGCCGAGCGUCCUUCACCACCUCCAGAUGUAGACUAUCCUCUAGAUGGAGAGAAGAUUCUGCAUGUGGUUGGAUCCAUCAGAGAUUCGGUUGUUGAAAUACUGUUUGAGCAAGAUAAUGAAGAGAAAUCAGUUGCCACUUUAAUCCUGGAUGCACUUAUUCAGUGCCCCAUAGACACCAGGAAGCAGCUGGCUGAAAACUUAGUAGUUAUUGGCGGCACUGCUAUGUUGCCAGGAUUCCUACACAGAUUAAUGGCUGAAAUUAGGUAUCUGGUCGAUAAACCAAAAUACAAAGAAGUUCUUGCCACUAAGACCUUCAGGAUUCACACUCCACCUGCCAAACCCAAUUGUGUGGCUUGGCUGGGAGGAGCCAUUUUUGGAGCUCUUCAGGACAUUCUUGGAAGCCGUUCAGUUUCCAAGGAAUAUUACAGUCAGACAGGUCGUAUACCUGACUGGUGCUGUCUCAAUAACCCUCCUUUGGAAAUGAUGUUUGAUGUUGGCAAAGCACCACCGCCACUCAUGAAGAGGGCUUUUUCCACCGAGAAAUAAGUAUCUCAAUACAUUGCAGCUACACAAGGAUUGUCUUCACCUGCUUCAAGCACACCUGUACAAGUUGCUUCUUGUGUAUUUAGUGAAUCAGGUGUAGUGCUGUUUAAAAUGAAUGAUAUAGGUGUCGUUUGGGGGCAUCUUGUUGGCUGGAACUAUAUUGCAGUUGGAUACAAUUCUACAUUUAGAUUAAACCCCUCUCUCCCAAAACACCAGUUUUGACAAAUGUGAUUAUGUGCUUUUUUUUUUCUUUUUGUGGAAAUAAUGUAAUUGGCACAAGUUGUUACUUACUGAGUUGUUUGCGCUUUCUAUUGAUGUACAGUAGAUACAAAAUUAAGAGGCUUAGUUUUAGAUGUUUUUGUUUUGUUUUUUGUUUUAACCUCUUAGAAGAAUAAAGAAGGUUCCUUGUGAAACCUUGUGGGGAAGUUUCUCUGCCACACUCACCAUAAAACAUUGCACAUAUUAAUAUAACCUGUUGGUUCAUACAUUAAAAUGUCUCCUGGAAACGCAAGUGUUUUGUUGUGUGUCCAUAGAGGUUGUUAUAGAGACCGAGAUUCCUGUAUUCAGAAGCUGAACAGGGACUUGCUCCAGGAUGAAGUUGUCAAAGUGUCAAUUUACCUUGCCUGCUAACAACUUUUACCCCCCAAAAUCUGACCACUUAGGAAUUAUACAUGGAAAAACUUAAAAUAAUUAGUAUGUGCUUGUUAUUAGCAUUAACUUUCUUUGGAAUGGAGAUGGAAAUUAGCAGCAAAGCAAGAUAGGUAUUAAAAAAAAAUAAUUCGAAAGCAAUAAAUAUGAAAUAAAAAUACAAAAUUGAACUAUAAGGUAAAUGAGGUACAAAAAUUGAUACACAAACCAAAAGUAAUAAAAUACUUCCAAUUCCUAUCAGAGAAUCAAAUGAAAAUGUUUUUAGUACUGUUGAUGCAAAUACUGUUAGCAACUGCAGAGUAUAGAAUUCCACCCUCCACUUUAAUUAUUUCAAAGGUCGGUUGAGUCAACAAUUCACCCUUUUAAAAAAAGAAUAAUCGAUAUUUGGAUGCACACAGCAUGCUAUUAUCACAUUAAUUAAUAGGAUUUUAUAAAUUUGUUACUGCAUACUGCAAGAUUCUCUUACUCAGGAAAGUAUCUGUAAAGUUUGAGAGUCUCGUGCACACACGUUUUUGUCAAUUCUUAUUAUUUCCACCAGUAUUUAUAAUAUUGUUUUCUGUAGUAUUUUGUGCACUCAUGGUAUAUUGCCUUCUAUUUGAGAAUUAUGAACACAAAGUGCACUUUAGUGACAAAGAUUUGACUUACUUUUGACAUUCCUCACUUAAAAUUAAGGAUCAGACUGCCAUUAAUUUAUACCAAUAUGCCUGCCUCAUAGCUAUCUCCUGCUAAAUGGUGAUUUUCACCUACACUGUACUAACUACUGAAAUACAUGGAUUCUUGUGCUUUUAAAUCCUUAAUAUGAAUGUGUAGAUCACUGUUUAGAUUUUUGUUUUAAGAAUCUUUCAUUACCACUAAUAGGAUUUUCAUGGUUGAUUCCUCCCUUGGCCCUUGCAGACUAUUGAUCAGUUUCUGGAGGUUACUAAAAUGUAGUUUUAGAAAUAAAAUGUGCUUAUAUAGAAACAAAAA
Messenger RNA from Pelodiscus sinensis (Chinese soft-shelled turtle), 2953 nucleotides. RefSeq names its product actin related protein 10 (gene ACTR10). The record is from RefSeq and is a predicted model, not a curated record. Lineage: Eukaryota; Metazoa; Chordata; Testudines; Trionychidae.